UCUGCAGCUUACCUCUGCGACCAUCCAGUCUUCCUCCGGCGUCUCCCGAACGCGGCUACGAGCCCGCCCCCCGCCCCUCCCUUUCUCCUGAUCGCGCAUCGCAGCCGGCAGCCUUUUUCUUCCUCUCUUUAUUUUCAAGGCUGCAGGAGAAUGGCAGGAGGAUUCAGAGUGCUUCAUCUAGUUAGACCAUUUUUGGCUUUCUUGCCUGAAGUUCAGAGUGCUGAUCGUAAGAUUCCAUUCAGGGAAAAGGUUAUCUACACUGUUAUCUCGCUCUUUAUAUUUCUGGUCUGCAGCCAACUUCCACUUUAUGGCAUACACUCAACCACGGGAGCGGAUCCUUUUUACUGGAUGCGUGUUAUUCUCGCAUCAAAUCGUGGAACUGUUAUGGAGCUUGGAAUUACUCCAAUUGUGACUUCAGGAUUGGUGAUGCAGCUUCUGGUUGGUUCCAAGAUCAUUGAAGUCGACAACAGUGUACGAGAGGAUCGUGCUCUUUUAAAUGGUGCACAAAAAUUACUCGGCAUUCUAAUUGCUAUUGGAGAGGCAGUUGCAUAUGUUCUAUCUGGGAUGUAUGGCAGUGUCAGUCAACUAGGAACUGGGAAUGCUAUUCUUAUUAUACUUCAGCUUUUCUUCGCAGGCAUCAUUGUCAUCUGUUUGGAUGAACUUCUCCAGAAAGGAUAUGGUCUAGGAUCUGGUAUUUCUUUGUUCAUUGCUACCAAUAUCUGUGAAAAUAUCAUUUGGAAGGCAUUUAGCCCAACAACCAUCAACAGUGGGCGUGGUGCCGAAUUUGAAGGUGCUGUGAUCGCCUUAUUCCACCUACUGAUAACUCGUACAGAUAAAGUUCGUGCUCUUCGUGAGGCUUUCUACCGACAAAAUCUUCCAAAUGUGACCAACUUGCUUGCUACAGUUCUGGUCUUUCUCAUAGUUAUAUAUUUCCAAGGGUUUCGUGUUGUGUUGCCUGUGAGGUCAAAGAAUGCCCGUGGACAGCAAGGCUCUUACCCUAUCAAGUUGUUUUACACCUCUAAUAUGCCCAUAAUUUUGCAGUCAGCUCUUGUCUCCAACCUGUACUUCAUCUCCCAGUUGUUGUACAGGAGGUACAGUGGAAAUUUCCUUGUAAAUCUUCUGGGUAAAUGGAAGGAAUCCGAGUAUUCUGGUCAAUCCAUCCCUGUAGGGGGUAUAGCUUACUACAUUACAGCACCAUCAAGCUUGGCGGAUAUGGCAGCAAAUCCAUUCCAUGCACUUUUCUAUAUAGUUUUCAUGCUCUCAGCUUGUGCACUUUUCUCCAAAACUUGGAUAGAAGUCUCUGGAUCAUCUGCAAGGGAUGUGGCCAAACAGCUUAAGGAACAACAAAUGGUAAUGCCCGGCCAUCGAGAAUCAAAUUUGCAGAAGGAACUGAACAGGUACAUCCCAACUGCAGCAGCUUUUGGUGGCAUGUGCAUUGGUGCAUUGACUGUUCUAGCAGAUUUUAUGGGCGCAAUUGGUUCUGGAACCGGAAUCCUGCUUGCUGUUACGAUCAUAUAUCAAUACUUUGAGACCUUUGAGAAGGAGAGAGCCAGCGAGCUUGGGUUCUUUGGCCUCUGAUCUGAAAGGUUUUAUACUCGAUGCUUCGUGGCCCUUACAGCUUUCAGCACAGUUUUCUUCAGUUAGUUAAUCUUAGUCACAAGUCUAGUGCUACGUAACGGAAGUUUAAGCUGUUUGCAAAUCUUCCUUCGGCCAAUCAAAGAGCAUUCUAGUCCGUAAAUGUAACACUAGUGAUGGAUAGACCAUCUACUACUUGAAUAAUAUUAUUGCCAGCUUACUUCGCUUGAAU
Molecule: messenger RNA, 1807 nt
Organism: Musa acuminata subsp. malaccensis (wild Malaysian banana)
Lineage: Eukaryota; Viridiplantae; Streptophyta; Magnoliopsida; Zingiberales; Musaceae
Biological process (GO): post-translational protein targeting to membrane, translocation; SRP-dependent cotranslational protein targeting to membrane, translocation
Cellular component (GO): Sec61 translocon complex; membrane
Molecular function (GO): transmembrane protein transporter activity; signal sequence receptor activity; ribosome binding
Source: RefSeq, a predicted model, not a curated record